Molecule: messenger RNA, 2031 nt
Organism: Penicillium nucicola
Lineage: Eukaryota; Fungi; Ascomycota; Eurotiomycetes; Eurotiales; Aspergillaceae
Product: putative nucleoporin Nsp1
Exons: 3
Coding region: 1-2031 (676 amino acids)
Biological process (GO): RNA export from nucleus; protein import into nucleus
Cellular component (GO): nuclear pore; nuclear pore central transport channel
Molecular function (GO): structural constituent of nuclear pore; phospholipid binding
Source: RefSeq, a predicted model, not a curated record
AUGUCUUUCUCCUUCGGCGCACCAUCCGGCGGCGCCUCCAGCGGCACUCCUAGCGGAGGAGGCCUCUUUGGAUCCGGCGGUAAUGCUUUCGGUGCCAACAAGAAUACCACAACUUCCGGGUCGACCAACAGUCUCUUCGGCAAUGUUGGAGCUCCAGCCAGCGGUUCUUCCUCGCCUUCUAUGUUUGGAGGUGGCUCAGCUACAGGCUCAGGCAACACAAUGUUUGGUGGAGGUGCUCCCAAUGCAGCUGCUUCCAAUGCGCCCCCCGCUGCUAGCUCCGGCUUCAGCUUUGGUGGUGGUGGUGGUGCUGCUGCUGCGCCCAGUACCCAAUCUAACCCAUUGUUCGGUGGCGGCGGUAGCCAAACACCCAACAAGACCACAGAAUCGACUACACCUAGCCAGACUUCUACCAGUGGGCUGUUCGGCGGUGGAGGUGGUGCUGCGAAGCCUAUGUUCGGAGGCGCUGCCUCUGCGACACCUGCCCCCGCCAGCGGUGGCUUGUUCGGAACUAACUCUACCACUCCUGCAGGCCCUCCGCCGGGGUCCAAAGCACCCGCUGGCCUUUUUGGAGCCGGGGCUUCUACCACACCCUCCGCCGCGCCCUCGUCGACCACACCUACUACAACACAGCCGUCUUCUGGUCUUUUCGGAGCGGCAGCUCCCGCUGCACCUGGUGCUUCGAAACCAUUGUUCGGAGGAGGUGCCCCUGCUGCUCCAUCCGGUGGUAACCUUUUCGGUGGCGGUGACAAACCAGCUGCGUCAACCACACCCGCUCCUGCGGAUAGCACACCCAAGCCGUCACUGUUUGGAGCUGCGGCACCUGCGCAGAGCAACCAAUCGUCGACUCCUCUGUUUGGCGGUAAUGCAGCCUCUGCCGCUGGUGCAUCUGCUCCAAAACCUGCCUUCAGCCUCGGCGGUGCCGCUCCUUCCUCCACAGGCGCUGCCACCCAGCCCUCCCUAGGAGCUGCCGCUACCUCGACUGCUACUCCUCAAAAGUCUCUCUUCCCAACCAUGGGAAGCGCCACAUCCACUGUUGCGCCUACCACUACCCCGGCUGCGGCUCCCUCUGGGGGCUUGUUCCCGGGGCUUGGCAAAACAACCGCUGCGACUGCUCCAGGUGCUGCCGCCACAACCGCCGCACCUGCUACAUCUACCGCACAACCCGCUGCUCCCUCUGGUGGCCUUUUCGGCCAAGCUGCCUCCACGCCCUCGACCAAACCCGCCGCACCUCUCGGCGGUGCCACGACUACCGCCCCAGCUGCUGCUUCGACCGCAGGCGCCACCUCAGGCACCACUGCUACAGCAUCGGGUAUCUCUGCCCUUGGUCAGUCCACAGCUGGCCCUGCUCCUCCUGCCCAGUCACGCCUGAAGAACAAGACUAUGGAUGAGAUCAUUACCCGUUGGGCCACGGACCUUACCAAGUAUCAGAAGGACUUCCGUGAACAGGCCGAGAAGGUUUCUGAAUGGGAUCGCCUGCUAGUAGAGAACGGUACCAAAGUUCAGAAGCUCUAUGGUAGCACUGUUGAUGCGGACCGGGCUACACAGGAGGUUGAGCGCCAAUUGGCAUCCGUGGAAGGUCAACAAGACGAGCUCAGCGCUUGGCUGGACCGAUAUGAGCGUGAAGUUGAUGAGAUGGUUUCCAAGCAAGUGGGUCCCGGAGAGUCCCUGCAGGGACCUGAUCAGGAACGUGAGAAGACAUACAAACUGGCCGAGAAGCUCUCUGAUCGUCUAGACGAGAUGGGCAAGGACCUUACCAGCAUGAUCGAGGAAGUUAACGGCGCCUCCGCCACAUUGAGCAAGACCAACAAAGCAGACGAGCCUAUCUCCCAGAUUGUCCGCAUCCUCAACUCGCACCUGUCCCAGCUCCAGGUCAUUGACCAAGGCACUUCGGAUCUGCAAGCCAAGGUUGCAGCAGCCCACCAAGCUAGCCAGUCAAUCUCUGGCCGUCUCGGGUACGGAUAUGCCAGCCCUGGCAUGGGCAAUGGCCACGCCGCUGAUGACUUCUACCGCUCUUACAUGGGUCGGCGGUAA